Acanthopagrus latus (yellowfin seabream) is the source of this 3468-nucleotide messenger RNA. Its product is annotated as methyltransferase-like protein 27. The record is from RefSeq and is a predicted model, not a curated record. The transcript has 7 exons. Bases 2582 to 3307 code for a protein of 241 amino acids. Gene Ontology annotation, molecular function: S-adenosylmethionine-dependent methyltransferase activity. NCBI's taxonomy places the organism in Eukaryota, Metazoa, Chordata, Actinopteri, Spariformes, Sparidae.
UUCCACAUGUUACUUGUCUCAUCAGAAAUAUUCUCAGCCUUCCUGUUGACAGUGAACCUGUGGGUGUUCAGACAGAUAUCACUGGAUCACUGUGAUACUGAACAGAACUAUUGUAUUGAUUCUAUUCUGAGAGAAACUGGGCUGUGUGAACUCGUUUCCUCUUUGCUCCCUUCCCUCAGCCACUCCUCCAGUUUUCCUCUGGAAACACAAAAUGAUGUGAAAAGAUGUUAUUUACACAUUUUUAAAGGAAAACUCUGACGUCCUCAGCUAUAAUGAAGAUGACAACUCCACAAAUCUGCUUUGAAAUUCUUGAAAAGUCUCUCCUAACGUGCAGAACCUGCCUGAGAAACACCAUGUUUUUAAGUUCUCUUCAGUAUCACAGUGAUCCAGUGGGAGCUGUCUGCACCUCCACAGCUGCACUGCUAACAGGAAGUGCUAACAGCUGAUUCUGCUUCUGUUCUAAUGGAGUUUUGGAGCAUUAUUUAUUUUUUAGUUGUUUCUCUGCUUCAAAUCAAGUGUCAGCUGCUUCAGUUGUUCAGCAGAACACUGCAACUCUGUUUUACUGUGAAGCUCCAGAACUGUUCUGUGGACUACGACACCUGACCUGACUUCAUGAGACGGAGGAAGAGGAGGACUGGAUUCACUUUAUCAGUGAACUGUUCCUUUAAUAAUGUCUGACUUCCUCUGUAUGGCUCAUUGGUCUGUAAGUCUCUAAAAAGUCCUGACAGUCAUAAAGCUUAUUCGUUGAACACGUGAGUAAUUUUAUCAAACAUCGUCAGCUGUGAGGCUAAAUGCUAACAUGUAGCCUCACAGCUGUUAGCAUGCAUGUAGACUCCUCAUCAGGUUCUGCUUCAUCAGAAGUUAUCGUCUCUUUCAUGCAGAGGACAGAGGACAGAGUAUAAAUCUCAGGCUGGAUCUGUCUGACAUUAACCGAAGAACCAUGUGGUUCAGUUUUUCCAGUGAAUUUCAGGAGAAACUGACUGUAAUCUUACAUCACUGAGAAAACACGACUACAGCCAAGUUAGACUGAGGGCCAGUGGAGCAGAAGGCUGAGCGAGAGCAAAUGUUAGAGCAAAGAGCUGUAAUUUUAAAACUAGUUCUUAUUUAAAGUCAUCCACAGGGAGAUCAAGUCUGAAGAAGAAACUCACAAGUGUUGAUCAGAGUCUGUCUGAUUCAGACGUGAUGUAUCAUCUGAUAUUUAGACUCUCAAAGUUCACCGACUUCACACUGAUGUCAGCACGAAGGAUUAAAACGAGGCGGGAGGCGUCAUCGCUCUGAGUGUGAUGUUAAAGUCAGCAGCGACAAUAUUUGGCCGUUAUAAUACCAAAGGACCCUACAGAACUAUUGCAACAUAACUAUCCACCCAUACAAAAAAGAAUUAAAGAUGGAAUCUAAUCCCAUACUUAAUGUUAGAGCCAUGAAGAACAUGAGACUUAUGUUUGCAUUUUGUGACUAAUUAGUUAAUAUCUAUUUUGCUUUAAUUUGUAAGGAUUAAUCAUGACUGAUAUUCUGUUUCAUCUUAAGGUAAUUAAUGUCUGUUCUGUAGAUAAAUUUUUAUUAUGCUUUCAUUUUGUACUGCUACCACAAACUGUUAUUGCCAUAAAGUGCAGCUUGUUGUAGAUAACGGUAGUAAAACUAGCCAUGUGGGCAUCUCUGUUUUUUGGGGGGUAAUUAAGGUAUCGGAGCAGGACAGGAGCAACAAUUUUCUGACCGUAGCUUAACUGUCAUUUAGACAUAAGGGCUCCGUUUCUCUUUUCUGUCGAUUAGUUUAAGGUGACAGACUGGAUACCCAAGAUUUUGUUUGGAAACCUUUGUUACAUCAGCAGAUACUAACCUGUCAUUUUUUGUGAGCAAGACACGUCUAAUCAAUCUGUGCACUCCAAGUCACACUUUGAACGACGGUCCCUUUUAUUGUGCAUAAUGGAGCUGAAACAUAUAAAGAUAUGUUAAAAUAAACUAUAGGAAUAAAUCAUAUAAAUAUAGGCUAGAAUAUAUUAAUGUGGGAAUACAAAGGUAAAUAAACACAAGAAUCACAAUUUGUCUCAUUUUAUGAAUUAAUUAAUGUGCUCCAGAACAUUUAUCGUAACCGGGCCCACAGCUUCAUCUGUACUUGACUCAUGACAAUUCACACACUUGUUGUAACUGAAAACAUAAAAUACAUUGUACACUGAAACUGUAACAGAGAAAGUCUCUGAUAUCAAGCUUUACUUAAUGAUUCAAUUCUAAAUAAAUGGUAAAAGGUACGUCGUGGUUCGUCUACGCCUGACGGAGUCACAGAGAGCUUUAAUCAGCAGUGGGAGUUUAAUGUGCUCAUCACCAGAGAAGUGAGCUGGAUCACAGCAGCCAACAGCCAGAUUACUUUACUGCACAUCCGCUGUAAACUGAGUUGACUUCAAACCGGACCGGACAAGCAGGUCGUACCUCACGUUCCUGACAUUCCUGACGUCACCUGUCGGAGCAGUUUCCACCAAUCAGCAGCUCCUGCUGAUCUGAAGCCCCGUCUGUCACCACUGCUCCCACACUCAUAUCUGCUGCUCUACCUGAAACAUCCACACAGCAGGUUUCAAGUCGUAUCCUCGUCAUGGCCCACUGCAGCAGAACUGUGGCCGAUAUAAAGAGGUCCAUUCGGUCCGGUCAAUACCUCAAUUCAAAAGGCACCACAGAGUUCUACGACUGCUGGGCCCAGACGUACGAGUGGGAUAUGAUGCGGAUCGGCUACAGACCAGCACAUCUGGCUGUAGAUUUCCUGAAUGCCAACUUCUGCGGGAGGCGUGAGGAGGUUCAGGUUCUGGACGUCGCCUGCGGCUCUGGACUGGUCGCUAAACUGAUGUCUGAACUGGGCUUCAGGCACUUUGUGGGAGUGGACGGCAGUAAAGGCAUGCUGGACCAAGCUGCUGGGACCGGACUGUACCAGGACCUCAGGCUGGCCUUACUGGGAACAGAAGGACUGCCUGCAGAGACUGGUGUGUUUGAUGUGGUGAUCCUCGUCAGUGCUCUCAGUCCUGGUUUUGCUCCAGUCAGUGUUGUCAGGGAGCUCUGCCACGCCUCCAAACCAGGAGGUUUCAUCUGUAUAGCAAAAGGUUCAUACCCAGGAGCAGAAGAAGAAAUAUACAAGAAGGAUCUGGAGAGAGAGCUGCAGCUGAUGGAGGACGAGGGACUGUGGAGCCUGGUGGGAAUCAAACCGACAGACAGAUACAUGGAAAACGCAUUUGUGACCACUGAGGCAGACGGGAAGGAUGAGCAGGAGGAGCGCUACAUCAGAGGGAACGUUUACCUGUACAAGAAAUCCAUCAGUACAUCGAUUUAAAUCAAUGAUUAAUCGUCCACUACAGAGGAGAUGCAACGCUCAACAGAAAAAUAAACCGAUUCAAAAUAUUGAGUUACAACAAAUAUGAUUCAUACACACUGUGUGACAUCCACUGUAACAGGUCAGGAGUAAACAUCUCUCAAUAAAUGUUAAAAAUACGA